CUCCCGGGCUCCGAACGCCCGCCCUGCAGAGCCGGCCAGCCCCGCCGCGCGCUCUGCUCUGCUCUGCGCGCAGCGCCCACUUUGGGAAGUCGCCCCUAAGGUGCCCUUUGCGGGGAGACUUUUUAACCUUCCUCCCGAAGGCACAAAAUCUCCUCUUGGAAGCAGGGGAACGGAGCAGCCUGCUCGAUUUCGAUUUCGGGAAAGCCACUUGCUUUAAGUUAAGCCUGGAACCCGUCUUUACAAUAACUCUUUGUACUUUGUUUUCAGCAGGUGACGGAGGGGACAUUUGGCCGGAGCCUGAUGCUGCUGCUGAGUUUGGCCUGGCAACGGUCUCUUCCGCAACCUUUGGGAGUCUGGGGACAUUUGCUAGGAAGUCAGCCCUGCCGCUGCCUGAGAUCUGAAAUAAAUAUUUGGCCAACAUAUAUGCCUAUUUGGAUUUUCGCAAUGUGCCACUGUUGCCUCCCGCAUUCCUGCCUCUGCUUGAUUUGGGGUUGGGAAGAGUGAAAACACGAUCAUGUGGCAACCUCCAACGCUGGCAGAGGAUUUGGGGGGCAUUUCGGGAGCAGGCAACGUUGCUUGAAAUUAAAAUUGUCUGAAACUUAACCUCGGCCCUUUAGCCUUGAAGGAAAAAACGAGCUUGCUUUUCUGGAAGAAUUCAGUUUAUUUGGAAGCGCUUCACAGUUGCUGGAGUUAAUUUUGCCAAUGCUUGUUUGAUACACGUAUCAGAGACUCGUUGGCGAUCUGGAAUUUUCUUGAACAUUGACUGGAUUUACGCGGGGGCAUUUUGGAGUUGGGAGAAAGUUGGAAUCAAACCUCAAUAUUUAACGAAGUUGGAGGAGUGGAGAAAACUUGCAAAACGUAAAGAUAUCUCUGGUAAAUAUUGCUUGUUCUCAGGGAAAAAAAACCCACCCUGCCUGCUGGAUAUUUCUAAAGGAACUUCUGGAUUGGCUGUCUUUUAUUCUGAAUUUAAGAGGAAAAGUUUCUUGGCAGAUGUGGGUUCAUAAUCUGGGCCUGCUCAUUGCCAAGAGGAAACCAGAUUUCUUUCUCUUUUUUUCUUUUUUUCUUUUUUUCUUUCUUCUUUUUUUUUUGGAUUUCAUGACAUUGCAAAAUCUGUUGCUGUUCUCCCUAUUUCAUUUUUUUUAAAAACAGCUUUGGAAAGAAACCCUGUAAAUGUCUCUGGGCUGCUUUUCCACUUUCUGCUCGCAUCGAGGAUCUCUGUUCCAACUUGUUGGAUUCUUCUCCGCCCUCCCUCAAUCCAUUCAGCCUGGAAACAGUUGGACUUACUCAGAUAACUUUUCUGGGCGCGUUUUGCUGACCCAGAGAUUUGGAAAACCUCACCAAAAUUGCUGGGGAAAUAAUAAUAGGGAAUUGCAAAUUGCAACUGGCCGAACUUCUGAGGAACUACAUUCACGGUGGUCGAAAUAUAGGAACCGCUUACUUUAUUUGGGAUUUUUUUCCCCCACUUUGCAUUGGAAUAUUCACUGGGAACCCUCUUGCCAACAUUGUCCAAGGAACCUUUGGAGAGUUAAAGCUUCUUCUGUGUGGCUUGCUUGCCAGUUUAAGAUAACGAAAAAUCGAUUUUAAAUUUCUCAGGAAUCUUUUUUUUUUUUUCCCCUCCCUCUGGGCACAAAGUACAGAGCGAAGGACAAGCACGCUUCUAAAAACUGGAUUUAUUUUUUCAAGAGUCUGAAUGUAUUAAGGUGUCGUUUUGGUUCGCUGGGGUCUUUUUGCUUCUGGUCUUCUUGCUCCUUUGUUUGAUGUCAGAGGCCCAACAUGUCUGUAAGUGCCCAGCUGUGCCGCGCGCUGUACGAUAACACUGCCGAGUGUCCGGACGAACUCUCGUUCCACAAGGGAGACCUGAUGGUCCUCCUCCAGCCCGAAGGGACAGGCCUGGAGGGUUGGCACUUUUGUUCAUUGCACGGCCAGCAAGGGAUCGUGCCCGCCAACAGGGUCAGGGUCCUCCCUGAGUCGGGAUCCCCUGGGCCAGCCGCUCACCCGAAUCACACCCCAGCAGAGGUCUACCAGGUGCCGAAGAAUGAGGGUCUUCUGGUCGGAAGGAUCUCUGAGGGGCCCGUGGAGGAGUGGAAAAAAAGAGACCAGGGGAAAGAAGAACAAGAGGUGUAUGAGGUACCACCACCUGCACGGCCCUGCCCGCUGCCCCCAGAGGGGAUCUACAGGGUGCCUCGGGGUACCCGAAGGGAAGAAGAUCCCACAGAGGUUUACGACGUGCCCUCGUCCUUGCUCCGGGACGCGCUCUCGGACACUUACGACUCGCCUGCCCCACGUGCCAAGAAAGUGGCCCGGGUGGCCCCCCAGCCCACCGCCCCCCCGGAUUUGGACGAGGCCUACGACGUGCCGCUCGCCUUCAAGAAGCCCCUGGCCCAAGAGGAGGAGGAAGGAAGCGGCGAAGGGCCACUGAUCUACGCCAUCCCAUCCAAUUUACGCCGCGCUUCCGCCUUGCUUAACUUGUACGAGUCCCCCGAGGAUGUCCGGGCAGGCGGGCAGGAGGAGGAAGAGGAAGAGGAUGGGGGCAUUUAUGAUGUUCCUCUGCUGACGCCCAGCACUCCACCCCUGGAGGGGGCCCUCCAAGGACUCAGCCUGAGGGACCCGGGGCCCCCCACCCGUCCCCGGCUGCCUUCCGCGGAGAGCCUGUCCCGUCGCCCACUGCCCGCUCUUCCUAGCGAGGAACGUCUCUCCGGGGAGGUUCCCCCUCCGUCGCCCAGCAUCGUCCGGAAAGGCAGCAUCCAGGACCGGCCGCUGCCUCCCCCUCCGCCCCGGCUGGGGGGUCUCAGGGCAGGAGAGGUGCUGGACCAAGCCAGGCACGACGUCCACAACGAAUACGAGGGGAUCCGUCUGGCCGACGAGUACGAUUACGUUCACCUCAAGGUAAGGGCAGCCACAGCACGGGGCAGGUCUCGAUCCAGCUGUUGACGUCGGGACGUAAUCCAGAUACCGCUUUGCUUUUAUCCUGAGCGGACCCCCAGCCCUUGGGCUUUUCUGCGUCAGAGGCCGGCGACCCCUGGGUCGCAGCCUUCUGCAAGUGCCGCCCCCCAGGCCAAAACCCCACGGCUGAAAUUCAGUUGCCGAACAGCUGGAUUUCAGGAGUCCAUCCAUGAUUUCUUUUUCCCCCCAAAAUUAAACUUAGCCCAGAGUCUUUCCAAACAGCCCCAAAUUAGCAAUUAUUUCAAAAAGGUGGGGGGGGGCAUAAUGAUGGGAAUGGGAAUCGUUGCCUGCCAGGGACCCCUGCUCCUUCCCCUCCCCCCAGAAACUGCCCCCAAACAAGCUACAAGCCCAAAGCUAAAGAAGUUUCACUUUGUCUCGUCCGGAGAUGCGACGCCGUCACCCUUUGCUUCUCUGCAGCCUUUUGUAGGUGGGGAUGGAAAAACUCAAGAUAGCAUAUGCACCUGUGCAAUUGAAGCCCUGCCCCCUUUGCACACAACACACCAAAAGGGGCAGGGCUUUGGCCACGCCAUUGCUGGCGCCCCCUUGACUUUUUUGACCUCCCCUGCAUGUACCUUUGGAUACAUUGCAGCCCUCGACUCCUCAGACGUUGCAGACUCCUUCCAAAUUGUCUCUAGAUCCACGUGCUUC
This is a messenger RNA of Python bivittatus (Burmese python), 3591 nucleotides long. The record is from RefSeq and is a predicted model, not a curated record. Lineage: Eukaryota; Metazoa; Chordata; Lepidosauria; Squamata; Pythonidae.